CCGGAGGGGAAGCCCUGCCUCGCCGUGGAGCCUCCUCUCUUUCUGUGCCUGGCUGGCUUCGCAGGUGGUGGCGCCGCCGCCGGAUCGGACGGACGGACGCACGAGCGCUUUUCUCCGGCGCCGCUUGCCCAGGCUGCCUCCCUAGCCCGGCCGGCUUCCAGCCUCGAACUGGGACUUGCCAGCGUGGGGCGUCCUCUUUAGCAUCCUUGGCAGAAGUCCCCCUUUCUCCACCGCCGGGCGAGACCUGAAAGAUGCGAGCUGCCUUGUAGUCAAACGCUGAGCGCCGCAAAGAAAGAAAGAAAAGGGCAAGGGGGAAAAACAGCUUGGACCGGGUCUUCGAUGCAAAUCCACCCGGCCCGCGGAUUGCCCGUCCGGUGGUCUCCCGAGCGCCGCUCCUGAAAGCAGCAGUUCGAAGUGACCCCCGUGCCCGCCUCCUUUCCCUGGCCCCGAGGGCGCUUGUCGGAAGUGCCUGCUGCCCCCGCUGCGCUCUUUGCAGCCGGUCAGCUCGCCCUCUCCCACCCGGCUGGCUCGCUUGGCUCGGGCUUGCCAUUGUUUGUUGCCUGCCCCCGGGAGGGUUGCGGGCGGAGGCAGGGAUGCUGGGGGGGAGGUGGGACUGAGCGCCCGGGUCGCCCUCACCUCGCCGUCACCCUUCGGAGCCGGGCUGAAGAGCGAGCGAGCGAGCCGGAGCCCGCGCCGAGAGACACACACAGAGAGAGAGCCCGCUUGGGGAUCUGCGGCCAGGAUGCCUUUCUUCUCGUGGGGAUUUUGGCUGCUGUGGGUCGCCGCGUCCGUCUCGGCGAGGAGCGACGGCGGCAACAAGCCGAGGAGCUGCUCUGAGCUCCGGCAACUCUACGGAGCCAAGGGAUUCAGCCCGAGCGGCGUCCCCCAGGCGGAGAUCUCCGGAGAACACUUGAGGAUUUGCCCACAAGGCUACACUUGCUGUACCAGUGAGAUGGAGGAGAACUUUGCCAACAAGAGUAGGACUGAAUUCGAAAGUAUGUUGAAGGAAGCUACUCGCUCAGUGCAGAUAAACUUAACAUCCCAGUAUAAGAGCUUUGAUGGUUAUUUCCAAGAUUUGUUAAACAAGUCAGAGAAGUCCCUUUAUGAAACAUUUCCUGGUAUGUAUGGGGACCUUUACAACCAGAACGUCAAGGUUUUCAAAGACUUGUAUAGUGAUCUCCGGCGUUACUACCGAGGCGCCAACAUCAACCUAGAAGAGGCCCUCAAUGAGUUUUGGAUUCACCUGCUAGAGAGGCUUUUCAAACUGAUGAAUCCUCAGUAUCACCUGACUGAUGAUUACGUGGAAUGUAUGGUGAAGCACUCUGAGCAACAUAAGCCAUUUGGAGAAGUACCAAGGGACCUGAAGCUGAAGGCAACAAGAGCCUUCAUUGCUGUCCGCUCCUUUGUGCAGGGACUCGGGGUGGCCAAUGAUGUUAUCAAAAAGGUUUCUCAGGUCCCUCUGAGCCCAUAUUGCACUCGAGCCAUUAUGAAGCUGGUGUACUGUUCACACUGCCGGGGCAUGUCAAAUGUCAAGUCAUGCAACAGCUACUGCCGCAACGUCUUGAAAGGGUGUCUGGCCAACCAAGCAGACCUGGACCCAGAAUGGAGGAAUCUGAUAGAUUCAUUGCUAUUGGUAGCUGAGCGCUUUGACGGACCAUCUAAUGUAGAACCAGUCAUUGGUACAAUUCACAGCAAGAUUGCGGAAGCCAUUUCUACCAUGCAGGAAAACAGAGAAUCUAUAACAGCCAAGGUCUUUCAAGGUUGUGGAAACCCCAAACUCAACACAAAGCCUUCUAAUGUUGAAGAUAAGAAGAGGCGGGUAAAAUCCAUUAAUGAAGAUAAAUCAUCAGUUCUAGGUUUGGAAAAACUGGUUUCAGAUGUGAAAGGGAAACUGAAGGAUGUAAGGGACUUCUGGGUUUCUCUCCCAGUCACACUUUGCAAUGAGAAAAUAUCUGGUUCUGUGAAUGAGGACAAGUGCUGGAAUGGAAUGACCAGAGCCAGGUAUCUUCCAGAUGUGAUGGGUGAUGGGCUUGCCAAUCAGAUCAAUAACCCAGAAGUGGAAGUAGACAUUACAAAACCAGAUAUGACCAUUCGCCAGCAAAUCAUGCAGUUAAAGAUCAUGACAAAUCGCCUGCGCAAUGCCUACAAAGGAAAUGAUGUGGAUUUCCAGGAUACAAGUGACGACAUCAGUGGGUCUGGCAGUGGUGAUGGCUGCCUUGACGACGUCUGCAUCAAAAAACAGUCCAAGAGCUCCAGCACCCGGCAACCAGAGACACAUCCUAUGCCUAAACUGUCAGGACAAGGCGUCAGUGGAAAUGGCAGCACAGUUUUGCCUUCCUUCUUCCUUUUAUUACUUUCUCUGGGUGCUGUUGCGACACAGUACUUGUGGCGAUAACUCAUUGCUGCAGCCGUGAAAGAGACUGUGGUGGUUGAAAUCUUAACUUUGCCAAAAACGUGGACUAUAUUUAAUUCAUCUUGGCAAAACAAGGGAGAUAAAGGUUCUUGAUUGUUUGUGAUAACCUGGCAGUGCUAGAACUGGUCUUUUUCUUUUGGUCUUUUUUGAAUGCUGGGCCCUUCUUUCUGUACCUCAUUUUUAAAAUGCCGUUAAUUUGCCAUAGAGAGGCAUCUGGAGGCCGACAACAGUCCUUGGCGUAAAGAUUUAAUGGGGAACAAGGACAAAUGACCCACAAGUCAACAUCAUUUUUAUUGACUGCAAUAAAAUAUUGCAAGUAUCUAGUCUUAUUUAAAGGUAGCCAUGAGUGUGCUAAGUUGAUGGAUUGAGAACAACAUACCUUUUUUAAUUUAAAGAAUUUCAAAGUUCUAUGAUAGGGGGUCAGUUCAUAAUUGUCCAUUUCGCAAAUGGCAAAGGGUUCUUCCCUUCCCUCGAUGUAGGAUUAUCUAUUCUAUAUGUUAGUGUAAGCCUGAUCAGUAAAGGGUUUCACUAUCGUAGAAGCUGGAACAAAAAUCCUUUAACUCACAAAUCCUUAUGUGUGCUAAAAAUGGGUACUGAAAGUCAGUUAUUAUUUCUCCUACAGAGAAGCAAUUAGAAGUGAGAUUGAGGUUUUGCAUGUUCAUGGGAAAACAGCAGUCAAACUGAUGAAAUGCAAUAUAGAGUCGUAAUAUGCAACUAUUACGAUAAAAAUAUGCAUGGGGAAACUUUUGUCUGGAAAGCUUUGCUUCCAGUUGGAAGAUGAAAACCUUCUUGUUAUUAUCACUAAUAACAGACGACUUUUACCAAAGGGAUAAUGCAAAGAAACUGUUUUGAGGUUUAUGUAUUAUUACUUGUUUCAUUUGCAAGUACUGAAGGCUGCUCAUUGGCUGGACCAGGGAACAGUAAAAAUGCUGGUUGCAUUCAGACAAUAAGCUGUGGUUUGUUUAAACCACAGAUAGUUGCACAAACUCUGUGUAGUCUACUAGUUGAACAUAAUGUACCACAGUUUGUUUCUAAAUCCCAGUUAGUUUUGCUGUUUGCCUCCUUUCUGACCUCUAAGCAGAAUCCCCAGAUACUAUCCCAAGUUCCUUUGCAUUGCCUGACUGCUGGCAAAGCCUCAUUGUAUAUGUAACCCUCUUGCUUAUUGGUCAAAUGCAAUAAAUGGAGGGGUAUUUGGAGGAGAACCUUAUGGCAGGCUAAGUUGUCUCCACCUCCUCAUUCUUAGCUAGGUACCAUCCCCUCCCUUCCCUUUCCCUUUUCUGUGUAGGUGCUUCCUGGAAUUCCUGAAUUUUAAAAUUCUGAAACAAUACCUUUCUACAGCCUUCCCAUAUGCCUUCUUUCUUUCUAAUUAUAGCCUGCCUUCCCCUUCCCCCUUUUCAACUAGCUACUUAAGUGUUUCCCCCAAACUGCUGUUUCACACAAAGUAUAUUUUUACAGCCCUCUCCCCUUCUCUUAUGUGAUUUCACUGCUUUUACAUUCCCCCUCAGAAGAGGCUGAAGUCUUUGAAGCACAUUCCUGUUUGCUGAUUCAUCCUUAGCAGAGGGAGAGCAUAAAGGGAAGUAGAUGGAAAGACUGAAGAGGAGUGCUUAGAGUACCAUUUAUAGCUAAGUACAGCUGGAUCAGCAAGGUUUUCUGCUGGUGUGCACUUCCUCUUGUGUGUGCAGAUGGCUAAGUUGUGGCACUAUUGAAUGAACUGAGAUUUCUGCAUUCAGACAACACCACAAACCAAAAUCAAUACAAGCCACAGUAAACAUGCCAUGUACAAACCAUGGUUUUGAAACCACAGCUUGGGCAGCCUGCAUUCAGACAUCACAACAAGCCAAACUUAAUCAAACCACUGUUUAUAAACUGGUUUAUGAUGACAUCUCAAUGCAUCCACUUUCAGAUAUCCCUAGAAGUUUACUUGAAUGCAACAUCAGAUCCUCAAAGAUUUGCAGGUCUUUAUUCUGCCCCAUGUUCCAACAGCUGUGUAAAAACCAAUGAGUUUAGAAUGGUGUAACUAUUAGGACUGAACAGCAAACCAAACAAUCCUAUGCUGUGUAACCAUUGUUUAGCACCACCUCACCACUUUUGUUAUUUCUCUUUCUAAUCGUUAUUACAAAUUUGCCAGGGAUAUUAAUAUUCAAGAGGUUGAGGGGUGGUAGAGUGGUGAAAGACUGACCACACGAGUGGCUGACUGUCCAUUUACACAGUCAGGUAUGCAUAUGUCUUUCUCUGUUGGACAUCUAUGCUUCCAUAGUUCCCUAUUUGGGGCCUUAGGUUUAUUUGAUCUAUAACCGUAUUUUUUUUUACUUUUACAAAAUUAUUUAGCAUAUCAAGGCAAUUCUACUGAACAACUGAAUGAUAGGCAACUUUGGCAUAAGCUUGGCUAUUAAUUCAUAUUUGUGUAUCAUGAUUUUAAAUUUUAUUUUAUUUCGUGGAGCACGGGCAGUGUGAAGGCAUUUUUUUCUUUUAAAAUUUUAUAGUCUAUAUAUAAUGUUGAAACAUUUCUGUUCAGUUUUUUGCAUCAAAGACAACUGUGUGUCCUAAUCAGAGAGUUUUAAAAGGCAGAACUACUGAAGCUAGCAUCAAUUGCAAAACAGAUAGAGGAAGUAUUUCUAGCAUCACAUUGUUAGAGGCGGUGAAUGCAAGAAAAUUAAUUCUAUUGAGUUAUCAUUCUUCUUGUUUGUUUUAAUGCUGGGAGAAUUUUUUCCCCUAAUCACCCCAAUCAGUAUUGGAGACUGCCAAUCAUAUUGAUAUUGUAUUUUCAAAACUCAAGCAAAAUCUGGUGCCAGCAUGAAGUCUUUGUUCCAAAACACACCUGCUUUUGCACACAUUUGUUUUCAUUGCCUUGGGAAUAGAACAAUACCCCAUCCGCUUCCAUUAUUGAUCUUGUUCAAUCUACUACAUUAAUUUUUGUUUUCAUUUAUGCCAGUCUUAAAAUAAUAGCUAAUACAAAUGAGGCAUGGAAAUCAAAUAUCCUGCCUCCUUUUAAUAUAAGAUUUCACAUCCCAGAGCAAAUUGGAGUUCCACAUUCAAACAGUUUUGUGUAUGGUAAAAAUACUGAUAAACUUGGCAGAUAAUUUCUCCUUCACAGUGCAGGAGAGAAUGAUACUGCAGGGGACACACACACACACACACACACACCCCGGCCAUUUCCCAUGUAAAAAAUAUUUGCCAAUCUGAUGGAAAGCUGUAAACAGUUCCUGGGCCCUGUGAUUCAACCUAGACUUGAUCAUGGGUCUUCCCCAAUCAUAUCUAAAGCAAAGAGUGGCAAGGGACAAUUUUUAGAGUCAAGGAAGGCUGGAAACAAGGGACUCUUGGGUCCUUCCAUUUUUGUGGCUUAAUGUCUCCAUAGCCUCUUGUACUGAAUACUUUUUUUUCCCCAGCCAGCAUCUCUUACAAUCAAUAUGUUUGUUCAGUCUCUGACCAGUAUAGCUCUUCUGGGAAUAGCAUCCGGCUAAAGAAAAAGUGGCACUGGGGAGAGGGCAUGGGAAAAUACCCCAUGGGGAGAGCCCCUUGUACCUUGAGACUAUUUGUUCUAAUAAUUGAGGGACACACAUGCAUCUCUUGCUCUCCUUAUAUGAUUUAUAGAAGAAGACUGGUACAGUCAUACAUGGUUGGGUCGCAAGUUUCUGGAUAAGUGUGGUGUCCCAUGAUCACAAGAUCUGAGGGUAUUUUUCAUUUGUUUUAAACUUUAUUUUUGUCAUGUAGAUGGCGGUCCUCAUUUUGAUUUUUAAAAGCACUUUGCUGCAAGGGAUACUGUUAGAUUUAACAAUCAAGGAAAGAAACUGAGCACUAAUACCCCUUGAAAAGCUGUCAACCAGAAGCCAAAAUCGUGGACAUACAAGCUAUUCUUUUCUUUUUUCGUGCCAUAAUGUCUACUUCAGCAGAGGGUAGGUCAAUACAGGCUUUUCAAGCACUGAUAUUUAUCCUUUACAAAUGACAAACAACCUGUUGUUUUCUGGUGGGCUUAUUAGGGAGUAUUCUGGUGGGCUUAUUAGGGAGUUCAAGUACAACUAUAACCAGUGUGCACCUUGGCUUUAAAAUGCAGUUCUCUCUGCAAAGUUAAGAUUUAUUUCACUUAUUGGCAUACUUGGCCAUUUAUAUAUUUCUUUUGGUUACCAAGGUACUUGUAACUAUCUUGCACUGUUGAACUAUGUUCUUUGAAUCCUUAUAUAAAUAAAAAAGGCUGGAGACUUAAAUCUAUAUGAAUGCCACUUGAAACAAAAGGCUCUUUUAUUUCUUACACUUUUAUUGAGUUUCAACAGCAACGUGUGCCAGGGGAACAGCAUUAAUAGUGAAGCACGCGCCAGCUUGCACUAUGUAAUGCCUAUGUAUAUGCCACAGGCAAAGUUGUUAUGAUGUCUACAUAGGCAUUGGCCAUUCUGCCCAAGACCUGUGUUGGUAGGAACCCAAGCUCUCUAACACUAGAAAUCUCAAACAAAAAUGUGUUAUCUAGAGCUGUUUGCUCUGCAAGCAUGUUUAAUAUUCUGCACGGUCCUCUCCAUGAGGUCUGAACUGCUCUGUGGAAGGGGUCGAGAGUUAGCUACAGCCCAUGACUGACAUGCAGAAACUUCUACAAUAUACAGCUAAGAAAUCUCAAGAGGCAGGUGGUAUAGAAGCAUUUUCUCCCUGAGAUCCUACUGUUGCCAGAAUAGAGACUACUGGGCUGGAUGUGCCAAUUGUCUGGAUUAGUUUAAGGCAGCUUCAUAUUUCAUUUCCUUUUAUUUACUUCAUUUAUACCCUGCCUUUCUUCCCAUUAGGGUCCCAAAGUGGCUUACAUCAUUCUCCUCUCAUUUUUUUCCCUCGCAACAAACAUGCAAGAUAGGUUACACUAAGAGUACAUCGCUGGCUCAAAGGCACGCAGUAAGCUUCCAUGGCAUAGUGGGGAUUUUAAGCACUACAUUGACUCUUAGUAUAUUCCAGGGGAUGGACUGUGUGGUCUUUUCCAACGUUCUAUGAUUCAAUUAAUUUUCCUUGCAGUGAAAAUAGGCUGAUUCAACUCUGACAGCAAAUUAUAUCCAGAAUACAUCUUGACUUUUUGAAAUGGACCUGUCUGUGGUUGGUGAUUCACAGGGCUCUUCGCUCAUGUUCCAGCCAUUACAUCAGAGUAGCAAGGUCAAAGUAGCAGCAAUAGGUACAUGGCCAAGUGCCUUGUUCUACAAAAUGUUCUGCUAUUUAGGCCCAUACACAAAAGUUUUAAUGUUAACUCCAUUACACUCAAUGAAUCUGUCACUUAUGGUUGUGAACACUGUGACAAGAUAAGUAAACUGACUUUUACUUGG
Sphaerodactylus townsendi is the source of this 7698-nucleotide messenger RNA. It is a transcript of the gene GPC1, whose product is annotated as glypican 1. Lineage: Eukaryota; Metazoa; Chordata; Lepidosauria; Squamata; Sphaerodactylidae. The record is from RefSeq and is a predicted model, not a curated record. Gene Ontology annotation, cellular component: cell surface; extracellular region; plasma membrane. The transcript is spliced from 9 exons. Gene Ontology annotation, molecular function: fibroblast growth factor binding. Gene Ontology annotation, biological process: cell migration; regulation of protein localization to membrane; negative regulation of fibroblast growth factor receptor signaling pathway. The coding region runs from base 743 to 2395 and encodes 550 amino acids.